AUGAUUGUCCUUUCAGCCUUAUCCCUGAUUAUAGCAGCAACCUUGAUAAUUAUCACCACUGCCUUUCUUCGACUCCUCUAUGUGAUAUCCCCGAACUCUCGGCGUCCUCCCGUCAAAAACAAAAAUGAGCCUUCUCACAUGGUAGUAGUACUUGGUUCUGGCGGUCAUACCGCCGAGAUGAUAUCUCUCCUUCGCGAUACAAAUACGGCAAGAUACAAACAUCGAACAUACAUAAUAUCGGCGGGCGAUAACUUUUCUUCCACCAAAGCACAGGAUUGUGAGGAGCAUAUUCAAUCGAAGCUUCGUCCUUCUUUGCCGUGUACCAAAUCUGGUGAAUUGGACUCUACUACGGGGGUCUGGGAUCUCAUGGUGGUUCCAAGAGCAAGAGAGAUACAUCAACCGCUUUAUACUGCGCCUAUAUCAUCUAUCUGGUGUAUGCUGGGUUGUCUUAAGGCACUACACAGAAUCUCGGUGACCAGUACAAUCCACCAGCAAUAUCCGGAUAUCAUUGUAACAAAUGGUCCUGCUACAGCUGUCAUAAUGAUUCUGGCUAGCUUCUUGUUGAAGUUUCUUGGGAUGGCCCCUAUAUGGAAGAUGCAAACAAUCUAUGUAGAGAGUUGGGCAAGGGUGAAGACAUUGAGUCUAAGUGGGAAGGUUUUGUUAUGGCUAGGCAUUUAUGAUCGAUUUCUCGUUCAGUGGGAAGGCCUAGCUACACAGAUAAAUGGGGAUAAUGCUCGGAAAAAGGUAGAAUGGAGGGGCUUCUUGGUACAUUAG
Molecule: messenger RNA, 774 nt
Organism: Sclerotinia borealis F-4128
Lineage: Eukaryota; Fungi; Ascomycota; Leotiomycetes; Helotiales; Sclerotiniaceae
Source: the annotation of a GenBank genome assembly